CAUGAACAAAUGUAUCGGUGAAAGAAACUCACGGAAGCCCGUUCGCGUCUGAGCAUUGACAAACAUGACAGACCAAAGCGAUAGCCCUUUACAGGAGCUUGAGAAGACAUACUGCCCGCCGCUGGACCCAGCUUUGCUUACGGCGAUCGCACUGGACUUUGAUCUUUCUGAUCAAACUCAAAUCCAGCAACUCCGCGAGACGCUUGAUGCACUCAGGCUGUCCGCUUGGGAGCAGGAGGAUCUGCCAUUCGACCCCUCGGGAACCAGCGGACAAAGCCCCGAGCACAAUGGCGUCGACGCAGAGUGCGAGCGCACGCUAUCGCGCAGCGAUACGAUGCCCUCGCGCGAAACCGACCUGACCAGCUUGACUUCCGGCGUGUCUGGUUUCAACCUCGAGGAGGCUGGCGCUAACGGGCGGAAGAAUCAUGUCUCUUAUAUCGUCCGCUCGGACGGAACACUCGCACUCCACGGGGCGACUAACGAGGACAAGAUUGAUUACCUGGCGGAGAUGUUCCGGUCCGCAGACCGCUUUACCAUCCAGCACACCUUGCAGAAGUCCCGUGGGGAUGUCGAUCGUGCUAUGGAUGAGCUCUUGAACUAUGUCUUUUUCAAUGAGAAGAUUCCCGGUGAGGAUGGCCUCACAGUUGCAGUCCCGAAAGGCGUCGACGGAUUCCAGGAUGCCGACCUGCUCAAAAAGAAGGGCCGCCGGCGCAAGCCCAAGGGAAAGGCUCUUGCACGAGAUCAAUUCGCCCGCUCAUCCAAUUGUGUCGAACCCGUUUCGGUGGCUUCGAAUAUCUGGGCUAUCGCGGAGAAGGAUGUCAAUUUUAUCUUCUCGUUGACGUCGGCGGUCCUCCCAAAGGAAAAGAUUCGAUCGGCCUACCAUGCCAAUGGGGCUUCGCUACCGGUUACUAUCCGGGCUCUCGCGAAUGCACACGCUCCCGCGGACAAAGAGUCUAUUCAGAACGAUGGGCUUAUGGCUGCUCAGGUUUCUGAGCUAACACAGCACUUUCCUAUGGUUUCGCUGGAAACAUCCGCGGGACUACUCAGUAUCACCCGGCAGAUCCCCUCUGCAGCUAAGGAGCUUGCUGAGGUCAUGUUGAAGGCUCCGGAAAUGCAACAGCGCCCUGCGUCUGAGAUGAUUAAAAUCACGGCGUUUCCUCCUUCCCUGGACGAAGAGGAUGAUGAGGCUGAACCCCGCCUCAUCGGACCGCGUUAUGCUCAUAAUUUGGAAAAUGUGAGAAGUACAGCCAACGUUCAUUUCUCUGCAGGAGCUGAGGCAUUCUCCAAAGCGUCAACCGCAUAUAGACGUGGCAAGUCUGAUCGGCUGAUGGGAGGAGCCGCUGCGUACUAUUCUUCUGUCGGUCGUGAUCAUCUUGAACACGCGAGGCGUAAUGCCGCAGCCGCAGCAGACGCUCUCGUCGAUCAGCAGUCCACGCCGACUAGGCUCGACCUUCACGGGGUCUCUGUUCAGGAUGCGGUCCGUAUCAGUCGCGAACGAGUUUAUGCUUGGUGGGAUUCGCUGGGUGACACUAAACACAUGGGGGGCUCAAGUUUCGACAGGACUCAAGGAGGGUUGCAUAUCGUCACCGGAAAGGGCAUACACAGUCAUGAUAAGACCUCCCGCUUGGGUCCAGCUGUUGGCAAGAUGCUGAUUCGGGACGGCUGGAAAGUGGAGGUCGGCGAGGGCUCACUCACGGUCGUCGGGGCCAUGAGACGACGUUGACAGCUUAUCUUCUGGGAUUGCUAUGUUUUGGGCAUUGCGAAGAUACCCUGGGGCGUUUUAUCUACUGGUGCUUGGAUCUGGAGCACGGAAGGCGUUAUCGGCGAAUUUUCUGGUGUUCGACUUAGAGUCUGGGUUAGAAGGACAUAUGAUCUUGCGGAGGACAUAGAACAUGUCUAAUCUACAUGGCAAAAAGCGAUUAUGUAUUUUGCCAACAAUCAGCUCCAAC
This is a messenger RNA of Aspergillus homomorphus CBS 101889, 1949 nucleotides long. RefSeq names its product Smr domain protein. Gene Ontology annotation, molecular function: ubiquitin binding. The record is from RefSeq and is a predicted model, not a curated record. The coding region runs from base 65 to 1723 and encodes 552 amino acids. NCBI's taxonomy places the organism in Eukaryota, Fungi, Ascomycota, Eurotiomycetes, Eurotiales, Aspergillaceae. The transcript has 2 exons.